UUGAGUUUUGACCCACGACACGUGACACGUUCUCCUCCAAUCGGAAAACGUAUUUGAGUUGGGAGGUUUAACAAAGUAUUUUGUCUGCCAAGCGUUUAAUGACAUUCCUGUUCAGUGACCUUCAGCGGAACACAGAUUUGAAUUGCAGAAAUCAAUUUUGCGAGUUUCGGUCGACACGUCGCGCUCAUCUUCAACGGUAAGUCAACCUUCUUGUGGAAUAGAAUUCAAAAUACUAUGGUCCUUAGUUAGGUUCAGUUUACGAUUGUUUUAAUGAUAUAGUUUGCAGAAAAUGUCUCUUUGUUUCCAUUUACGAUGUGCUGAGUUUUAUGUAUUUCUGAAGCGGAACUUGUAAGCUUAUAAACAUUUGACGGUAUAGUUCAGUUCCAGAGAAGGUAUAAUCACAGAGACUUUUCAGUAAUAAUCUGUAGGAAUUGAAUGUCAUAGGCAGUUGUGUGGGAAUUUGAUUCAAUAUUUAUAAACCUUGGCACGAAAUUAAAAUAUUCCUCUUUACCUUAGGCUGUUUUUUUUCCCUUUACAGACCACGUGAUAUUCUCCAAACAAGUGCUCUUUUAUCCAUCUAAAAAUUAUUCAUUCAUAUACACGCAAUUUGAAAGCUAGAAUUAUCAAGAGUAUCACAACAUGGUCUGAAAUGGAGCAAAAACCGCCCAAGCUUAAAAGUUUGUAAUCUAAAUAAACACCUCAACUAUCUGACGGAGAACGGAGGAGAUUAAAGAUGAUUAGAAAGGUGCUUCAAGCAUUUGCAGAUGACAACUUUGGCGAUAACUAUUACCCUCUUCUCCACGGAACGAGUUCGUCAAAUGUAAAGCCAUUCGGGUUGAUGAUUAAGCAAAAGAGGAGUAUCUGGAAGAAGCCGUUCAAAAAAUCCGAAUUUAAAAUCAUUGCAGGGUUAGAGUACUAUGUAAAGGAAGACAAAAAAGAAGAGUUUUUUGAGCGCGUAAACGCCAAGAAACAAACACAGAAUGAUUUGGAAAUAACUGACUAUAACGAAGACGAUGAGCCACCUAAAAGUUACAUGGAAUUUGGAGUUCAGGUUGCUGACAUAGCGGAGGGAAAUCUGAAGAUUAAUUAUGAUCUUGGAGAGUUGAAACUCGGUAAAUUGGACAAAGAGUACUUUAACGAUCCAGACCUGCAUAGCAUACUACAAGGAACCGAGCUCGACACCACGGCGAUGGAACGCGUUGAAAAUGAGAAACUGUACCUCAUUUAUAGCGUCAUUUAUAGUGAACGGUUUGAACUUGAAGGCAAGAGACAGAGUGAGGUGGUGGUAGAUGGAGGUGUAAAUGUUCCUGUCUCGAUUAUUCCCCAGCUCAAAGUUAAAGCAAAGGGUUAUUUUAAAAAGAAAACCGUUCCUCCGAAGGCGGUAAAGAGACACACACGCGGCCCAGUUUAUUUAAAAUUUGUUCCUGUGGAUUACGAUAAGGCGCAGGGAAAAUUGAAACUUCCGCCGGGAGAGUUUGCAGGCUCGAGUGUUCACAGAGCUGCUGGCGACGAACACGAUACAGAGAACAGCCAAACUGCCCUGGCGUUUGAGGAUGAGGACAAUAAUUUGGCAGCUCCCUUGACAGACGAGGAUUCUAAGAAACUGGAUAUCAUCAAGGAGGCAAUAUUGCUGAAGUCUGAAGAUAGAGAAAAGCGUAAAGAGCGAGUGAAAAAGUAUCUAAAGUGGUUUGAAGAAGCUCUAACCACAGAGAAGAUGACGUUGUCCCUACCCGAUAACAAGCCGCUUACAGAUGAAGACUGUGAUUUUCUUCAGAGUAUUUACUGCCAGGUCCUUCCCGGCAAAAUUUACACCGUGGAUCUGUCAUCUUUAAAAACAGUAGAAAAGAUUCAGGGAUACGCUAUACUUCUUAAGCUUAUUGAUGGUUUGUCUGAUGAACAGUGGGAAGAGAUUGAGAAGGCUUGGGCUGACCCAGAACAGAAUGAAUGAUGGGAGAGAAGCAAGCUACUUCAAAAUGCAUUGUUGAUAAGAGCUAAUAAACUGACAGAGGAAGCUCUUUGAAAAGAAUGGAUUUGACGCCAUACAACUAAGUAGCACAGAGACAGAUAGUUAGAAUGAAUAUUAUGUAGAUUACAUGUAGUGUACACACUUUUAAUUGCGCACACCCAUUUCAAUUGAACUUAAAAAUUGAUACAAAUGUAAAACAUUAGCAAUACUUAAGUGUGGCUACUAUAAAAGUUCCUAUACAAUAUAAUGCUAUCGGUUUAUUCUUUUCAAUUUUCGUAAGCAUGUAAUAUGGUGGUGUUAGUUCUUGCACAUGCGCAAUAUCCGUGUUAUACACGUGACCUGACGACAGACAGCCCUAGUUUUGGCGGGAACUUGCACUGCCAACCGCGCCGAGUGCCAUUGCUUGAUGGACAUCUUUACGUUUGUGUGCCCGUUGAUUGUCCAAUCAAAAAGCAAGUUGCUGAGAAAGCUAUUAAACUACGCUAGUGUUGGCCAUAAUUGUUUGAAAAAUCAGAGAAAAAAAUGUAAAAAAAAAAAAAAAAAA
Orbicella faveolata is the source of this 2510-nucleotide messenger RNA. RefSeq lists its product as uncharacterized. NCBI's taxonomy places the organism in Eukaryota, Metazoa, Cnidaria, Anthozoa, Scleractinia, Merulinidae. The record is from RefSeq and is a predicted model, not a curated record.